Molecule: messenger RNA, 2583 nt
Organism: Lytechinus variegatus (green sea urchin)
Lineage: Eukaryota; Metazoa; Echinodermata; Echinoidea; Temnopleuroida; Toxopneustidae
Exons: 3
Coding region: 78-869 (263 amino acids)
Source: RefSeq, a predicted model, not a curated record
CUGAGUCAACUCUAGACUAGGAUUUAGAAUAUUUUCGUAAUAAUUCUACAUAUUUUGCAGCUUAUUUGUUGAUACAAAUGGCACAUCCUAGAAAGAGAAAAUAUAAAGAUUAUCUCGAACCAAAUUCAGAGAGCGGGAUUCCGAGGACAACUAAAUGGAGGCAAGGCAAAGAUGCAGAGUCGGAGGCCGAACCAGCAGCAGAGCCAGCGCCAGAGAAUGAGGGAGAGGUUGAUGAUGAUCCGGUACUAGUGCCGGCGGUACUGGCAGCAGCAGCAGUUGGCCGGAGGACGUCAACAGAAGAUGAGGCGGACGAGAAAACCGGUACCACGAGUUCUGAACUGGAAUUCGAUGAUGAUAAAUCAUCAUCACUGAUUACAUCAGCUGUAUCGGAUACAGAAUCUGUUCAUCACCAGUCCCGUGAACUUCGUCCUGGACCUGACAUGCCUGAUCCAGAAUCUGAUGUUGAUCAAAGUUCAGAGUCCUCAGAGAGUCGGAUUGAACAUGGAAAAGGGGAUGCCUUGGAUGAUUCUGACUUUGCAGGAGAGGAUAGUGACACAGCUGAAGGUGGUCCGGGUACAGACAUCACAAGUGACGAUCUGACUAAUGAACGAUACAAUUUAGGAGAGGACACUGUUGGCACGGACACAAACUUGUCCACAAGUAGAAGUGAUGAAGAUGUUAAUGAACGUGAUGCCCUGUUCGAGGGUACACUUACCGACAUUGGUUUCACAACAGAUGAGGAUCAAGAUAGCGGAGAGGGUGAGGAAGCGGAGAGGGUGAGGACAGGGGAGAUAGGGAUGAUGAUGAUGCUCUCAAUGGCGCAAUUUUCAAUGGUUCCCACAUUUCUAAAGCAGAAGCAAUUCUCAUGAUUUUAUCCUUUGUAAUGAGGCAUUGUUUAUCAUCUGCUGCCAUAUCCCAUCUAUUAGAGUUGAUCAAUAUCCUUUGUUGUAAAGAAGUCUUCACUUCACUUACGUCAAUCAUGAAUAGUAUAUUUUCUGGAAGAGCAAUAUCUCUCACAUUUCAUUUUUAUUGUGUAUCUUGCUACAGUUAUGUCAAGUCUUUUGCAAAUCUGUGUGAAGAUCAAGUUCUAUGUCCUCAGUGUAAUGACACAUGUGUCACAAAAAAUCUCUGUAAUGGCAAUUUUUUUGUCACAGCUGACUUGUCUUCCCAGAUAAGAGCCCUAUUUGAAAGGGCAGAUAUUGCACCUCACUUGUCCUAUCGCCAAACCCGCAAAAAAAAUCUGAUGAUGCUAUUGAAGAUAUUUAUGAUGGUGAAUACUACCAGAAAUUAUUGGCUGAUGAGGAACUGCUUGGAAAUGAAGCCAAUUUUUCAUAUGUUUAAUUCUGAUGGCUUACCUGUAUUCAAAUCAUCAAAAUAUUCUAUGUGGCCAAUUUUCCUUAUGAUAAAUGAACUUCCCCCAAAGUUGAGACAUCAAAAUCUUAUCCUAGCUGGUGUAUGGUUUGGUAAGGUAGAGCCAAAAAUGGAGGUGUUUUUAGACAAAUUUACAGAUUGUGCAAAGAAAUUGGCAGAAGAAGGUGUUACUUGGAAAAAGGGAGAAGAAAGAAUCCACAGUAAGUUGUUUGGAAUAUGUUGCUGUGCUGAUGCACCAGCCAGGGCAGCCAUGCAAAAUACAGUUCGCUUCAAUGGUUAUAAUGGAUGUAGCCUAUGCUACCAUCCCGGUAAACUUGUUGAAAGGGUGGUAAAGUAUCCCAUAGAUGUGUGCAAUUAUAAUGAUAGGACAGAUGAAGAAAUAUUGGAAGAUAUGGCACAGUCUGUUGAAGAAGAUCGAUCAGUGAGAGGUGUAAAAGGUCCAAGCCCCUUGAUAAAUCUACCACAUUUCCCAAUUUGUUGGGGUUUUCCCCCAGAUUUUAUGCAUUGUCUCCUCCUUGGUGUAGCCCGCCAGUUGGCUGAUCUGUGGUUUGCUUCCACAGCUCUUGACCCAUUUUACAUAGGUUCAGCGAGAGUAAUGGGAGUUAUCAAUUCCUGCCUUAAAUCUAUCAGGCCUCCCAGCUCAGUUGUCAGAACACCAAGACCUAUCAAUGAACGAAAGUACUGGAAAGCAUCUGAAUGGUACAUGUGGCUUUUGGUAUACUGCCUGCCUUGUUUGUAUGGCAUUUUGCCCCAUGAGUAUUGGAAUCACUUAGUUAUCUUAGUUCAGGCAUCAUAUUUGCUCUUACAAAAAUCCCUCACAAAUGAUGAUCUCCUUAACAGCGAUCUUCUGUUUGAAUCUUUUGUUGGUAGAUGCCAAAUAUUGUAUGGUGCAUCCUCAAUGACAUUCAAUGUCCAUUCAUUGACACAUUUAUCAAAAAGUGUGCGGAAAUGGGGACCACUGUGGACUCAUUCAUGUUUUCCUUUCGAAUCAGGUAAUUGGAAAAUAAAACGUCAGAUACAAGGAAAUAGAGGGAUGAUAAUGCAAGCAAUGAGAAAAUUUUUGUUUAUGCAGAUGCUUCCGAACCUUAUAACAAAACGUGUAGUUUCCCAUGGAGUCAGGGUGUUUUGCAACAUGAUGUCUUGUUCUGGGAAGAAAUCAGCACAAGAUUAUAGGCAAGAUUCUGUUCUUGGUAUGGGUACAGUCAGACGGCU